This is a messenger RNA of Trichechus manatus latirostris (Florida manatee), 8536 nucleotides long. RefSeq names its product ubiquitin protein ligase E3D (gene UBE3D). Gene Ontology annotation, molecular function: cyclin binding; ubiquitin protein ligase activity; ubiquitin conjugating enzyme binding. The record is from RefSeq and is a predicted model, not a curated record. Gene Ontology annotation, biological process: proteasome-mediated ubiquitin-dependent protein catabolic process; protein monoubiquitination; protein autoubiquitination. The transcript is spliced from 10 exons. The coding region runs from base 42 to 1484 and encodes 480 amino acids. NCBI's taxonomy places the organism in Eukaryota, Metazoa, Chordata, Mammalia, Sirenia, Trichechidae. Gene Ontology annotation, cellular component: ubiquitin ligase complex; cytosol; nucleus.
GAAUCUCCCGCUCUGUUCCGCCCGGGGCGGGGGCUCCCGCCAUGACGGCGUCGCCGGCCGCGAUGCGCGUGUUCCUGGAGGUCAGGAGACGGCUGCAGAGCGCGCUGCUGAUCCUGGGAGAGCCCAAAGAAGGAGAUAUGCCCGUGGAUAUUUCUGUAAUGCCAUCCUCACUCCAAAUGAGAACACCUGGAAGCUGCACAGAGCUCUGGUUUCCAGCAGAGGUCAGGCUUGUACCUUCCUCUUGCCGUGGGCUUCAGUAUGUGGCUGGAGAUGGACUUCACCUGCGGCUGCAGACGCAGGCAGAAUUAAGCACAAAACCGCUUUCAUUGUUUACUCAAAGUCCGCAAGUCCAAGAAUGUUGCACAUUUUAUUGCCAGUCCUGUGGUGAAGUCAUAAUAAGGGACAGGAAGCUCCUCAGGGUGCUCCCACUGCCGAGUGAGAACUGGGGAGCUCUCGUUGGAGAAUGGUGUUGUCAUCCUGACCCCUUUGCUAAUAAGCCACUUCAUCCACAAGAGAAUGACUGUUUUACUGGAGACUCUUUCUUCUUGGUGAAUUUAAGAAGCAAUUCAUGGCAGCCAAGACCUGAACUUGGCCGAGUAGGGAUGCAUUGUCUUUCUUCUGAGAACCAUUUUGAGUUGAAACCAAAGACAAAUACCAAAGUAAUUUGUAAGCGUUGCAAGGUAAUGUUGGGAGAGACCAUGUCAUCAGAAACCACCAAGUUAUAUAUGACAGAGAUAAUUAUUCAGCCAUCUGAGAGAAAUUUUCCCAUUCUACCAAGGUCUCAGUUUGUACAGAGCGUUAUUGCCCAGUGUUUGGUGGAACUGUCUUCUGCUAGAAGCACUUUUAGAUUCACUAUUCAAGGUCACGACGGGAAAGCGUACGUCUUGUUAUGGCUUUUAAACUCAGACAGUUUGGUGAUUGAAUCUUUGGGAAAUUCUAAAAGUAUCAAAAAAUUCCCGUUGUUGGAAGAUAUUUUGAAGGAUGAUUCCAGUUCUGCCUGGAACGCCAUCAAAGUCCUGUACCAGCCAUGUAUCAAAAACAGGAACAAAAAGCUUGCCGGUUCGUGGGAAAGUGACAUCAGCAUCCAUUCUCUCACCCUGCCCGCCGCAACCUGCUUGGAGCUGCUGUUGAUAUUAUCAAGGAGUAACGCCAUGCUACCUCCGUCCCUUCGCUAUAUGAAUUCUUUUCAGGGGCGCCAAGAAAUAGGUAGACAGAGGCUUGAGAAUUUUACAGAUGAGGAGCAGCAAGGGGUUUCUGAAGAUGAAAAGGUGAAGUUUCUAUCUCUCCGCCAUUUUUUUCUAUCUGCUUUUGGACAUUUCACCACAUGGCCUUACCUGUCUAUGAUAUGCCAUGUUUUAUACCAUGUUCAUCUUUGGAUAAAUUCUAGCCAAAUGAUACUUUUUAAAGUAUCAUUUUCCCUCACCUAUAAAAAUACAGUGAUUACUUUUACAAUUAAAAAAAUGGGAAAAUACAGAAAAGUAUGAAGAAGAAAUUUAAAAUAACUAGUAUUGACAUUUUUAGAAUAAGUAGUCUCUUUUAUAUAGCUUACACACACACACAUAUUUUAAUAUAACGUUGGCAUCAUUGGAGAUGCUGAGCCUCAGUUACUAGCGGUAUUUUGCUCUUUCUUCUGUUUUCAUCUUUUGGCCUGAAAGCAGACAGUCCUCCCAGGAGACUGUCUAAGGGCCUUGGAGACCCUAUGUAAAAGAGUCUUGUUAUUAGGUGAGAGUGGAUAGGAAAGGAGGCUGGUGAGCCAUUGCAGAUGUCCAAGGGCUGCUGCAGAUGUAAUGAGGAGGCAGAUAGACCUGUGCUGAGUUGGGCAGGGACUGCUAGAAUUUCAGCUCAGCUCUUGUGGUAAUCCAUGUGUGCAUCCCAGAGAACUGAGAAAGGAACAGUGUUGGCACCCUCAGGUCACCAGGAGUGUCAGCCUUCUUUCUUUCCUACUAAUACCUUUGUCCUCCAUAGCAAAGGUAAUCAGGAGUUGAGUGCUACUCAUUAUAUUUAGGGAAUCUUGUCUCAAAGGUAGUGAUUACUGCUCUGGCUAUUUCCAAUCUCUCUCUUUAAAGUGGAUUUCUGCAAAUUGCCUCAGCAAUUUGAGUGUGCAAAAGAUGUUGCCUUCUUCAUUCCUUUUUGCCCUACAGGGCGUUCUGUGGUUUGGGGAAAUAAGCAGGUAUCCUUAGUUUAAUACAAUUUUCUACUCUGAAUUCUUCCAUCUUUUGCCUCCUUUCAUCUUGGCCCUCAUUGUUUUGUCAUACUCUAGAGAAAACGCAGAGGACGGGCUAUAGAGAGCUUAGAGAUUAACCAGAUGUUUAGCCAGCCCACGUUGCUACCCCACUGCGUCUUUCAGGAGGCUGCUAUCUCUGAUCAGACUCCCUACCACAUGCACUGCUUCUCCUCAGACAUUUCUAUGCAUACCAGGAAGAUGAGGUUGCAGGCAAAGCUAGACAAUGUUCAGGCUUUGCAUGGUACUGGGCCUUCACUCUGAGGAGCUGUCACUUAGUAGGGGUGCUUGAUUGGACUGGGGUGCUCUGGCCUUGGGCCUUAUUGAAAGAAGCAGAAAUGAGACAUAACUCAGUAAGUCAAUAAUUAUGUUCCCUGUUUUGUUCUGCUUCAUUUGUUUUCAAUAAGUUAACUUUUUUUUUCUGGUUUUAAAGAAAUCCAUAGUAUAGAAAUUUUGGUGUGUUUUCCAUUAGCAAAACAAUACACAUUAUUUUUACUUUCAGUCUAAAAAUGUAGAGUUGUUAAAUAGCCCAGCUCAGUCCAUCUAUCCUUUAUGGCAUGGUGGAAAGAGAAGGCCUGGUGUCAAGGCCUGGCAGGCUCCUAGCAGCCUUUGCGAUUUGGGGUCACUCCCUGUCUCUUUUCCUCAAUAUCCAUAACUCUGAAAUGGAAUGGGAGGGUUGAGGACAGAUAAGGAUUCAUCUAAUUCUCUGGUUACAUGAUUACUGAUAGUGCCAAUUCUGGUUCUUAAAUGUCAGUUUUCAUGGGAAGCUUGUUUAAAAUUCACAUUCCUGAGUGAGCGCCUGAGAAAUCCUAAUUCAAUCGCUGUGGAGUAGAGCCCAGGAAUCUGCAUUAUAACAAGCAUUCAAAGUGUUUUCGAUAUGUUUUCAAGAAUCAAACUAUGAGAAACACUUACGUGAUAAUAGAAUAUACCCCACUAAAGUGAAAAAUGAAAGGAAAAAAGUCUUUAAUUAUGACAGUCACCUAGUCACUAGCUCAAAUAGCUUAUUUUCCUUUAUUCUUCACUUUUCCUUAUUGUACGUUCCACAGUCCUUGAUUAUUUAUUGAACUGAACCAAAUCAUUAUCAUGAAGCUCAUAUUUUUUCUUUCCUACUUUUUUCUCUUCUAUCAUAAUCUUUCCCUUUUAUACGCAGAUGCUAUGUAACUCAUCUUUCUGCCGUUGGGCCUGAAGACCCAGCAUCCCAGCAUCUCCCAGUCUCUGGGCUUCCUCCUUCCCUCAGGGAUGCAUAGUCUCUCUCCUCACGUCAAAUCAGUUGCUCACCCUGAUGUAGGAGAUUUAAGAUCUAAUCUUACAUCUGCUACAAACUGGUCUUGUGACCUUGGUCUACUCAGGUACCCUCUAUGGGCCCCGCUUAUCUAUACAAUGAGGGAAUUGCGUUAAAUUAUAUAUGUAAGUGUUGUUAAAGUGCCUUUUAAAGUAGAUGCACACAGAGUCAUUUCGUCUGCUCCCAGCUGUUCCUAAUUUAGUCACCCAAGCUGCAUAAUAUAACUUGAUUCCUUAAAAGGACUAUGUUCUUAUUUCUUGUGAACAUCUUGAAAGUGUUUAACUGAAGAAAUGCAUAGAAAAAGCCAGAUUAUGUGGUAUUCUUCGUGCUCUCCAAGAGAAUGGAGUCUGUGCUGCAAGACUUCCCUCACAAGGAAGGGUUAGGAAUGACAGGGUUAGACUGUCUCCUGGCCCUCAGCUCUCCCUGCCUGUGAGCCCAAAGUCAGUCCUUCAUGCAGUUGCAGGCAAAGGGAGAACACUGUCAGGGGGCAGUGUGUUAGACAGGUGGAUGUCAGAAAAAAGAAGAGGAAGAAACUUGGAAUGUUGUUCUCUGAACAGCCCUUGGUUUCCCUGCUUCCCUCUUCUCUUCCCUCCCCCAGGCUUCUUACACCUUUGGUUUCAGUCUUGGUUUUCAACUCUGGAUUCAGCUCUAUAUUGAAACAUUUGUGGUAUAGGAACUUUCCGGUGGUGUUGUGUCUGUAUUUAUCUUAUUGAUAAAUACCUUACUGAUAAGAUAUUUAUUAAAAAAAUAGAAAACUUUCUAAAAUGUGAACCUUUUCCCUUCCUUGUGACUACCUUUUCCCACAUGCUGAAUGUGGCUGUAUUGAGUUGAAUGGUUUCCUCGUGGUUCAUCUUGCUUCCUUGAAAAGGAGGUUAAAGAUAUAUGUCUGUUUUUAUAAACAAAGUCUUUUCAAGACUGAAAUGACUAAACUCUCUUCUGCCACAGAAAAAGGUGCAGUAUUGUUUGCAGGAGCUUUUCUUGGCUAGAAGGGAAGCCAACAGCCUGGGAAGGAUGCCAGCCUUCAGGGGAUGAUGGAUCAGAAGGUGAAACUGCUAAGUUUCAGUUGAGGACCUUUCAUGAGCCCUUCUAGUAAUGACUAAUCACGUCAGCAGAGUGAAAAACUUUAGACAGAAAAGGUGUUGGGGAACUAGGCCAAAGGAAUCGUGAGGAACAAGAGCGAAGUUAUUUUAUUGUCCUUUCAGUUCUCGCUUUUGUAGAGCUGAUGCAUCGUACGUGUGAUGUCAUGAGAGAUGGGUUCUGGUCUUAACUGUUAUGCUUUCUGCAACAGGUGUAACGGAGCACCAGUCACUUACCCUUCUAGAUCUAAGUUUUCUCAUUCCUCCAGCUCUAAAAUUCACCGAUUCCAAGUUUUAGUGGUUGAAGGAUUCACAAAGCUCUGAAAGCUUGUGGAUUUAGUUAGCCUGAAGAAGAAAGGCUUAUCCAGUUGCCCUCCCUGUACAGCCCAGCACACUGCUUUUUUCUGGGUUAGAAGUUGGGAAUGAUGGUUGCAGAGGAGUGACUGUGUUGGAGCAGCAGAAAAAGUAUUUCUGUAAUUUCAACCAAGGGCUUCAUGCGUUAGCUUCAGCAGUUAGCUUUCAAUAAUUUAUGACAGUUUGAUUAAUCUGUAGCAUACAGCGGGGUGACUGGUUUAUUAUCCGAAGGUUUGAUAACAGAACACAGAGUAUAUUGGAGUAAAGAACUAACAUUCAGGUGCUGGCACCUUUUCUUGUCUCUUUAGAGCUGAAUGCAAUUCUUCAUAGAAAAUUACUUUUGUUCAUAGUCCCAAUGUUUUUGCCUCUCUUGCUUGUAGUCUUAAAUUAUUUGUUUCCUUCUCAUUGAACUUCAGCUUGAAAAUAAUUUGUAAUUUUUUCAAAUCACAAAAGCGAUAAGCAUUUGAAGCACUGUCUAUUUGAACUGUCAGCUGCUUUUUAGCAUCAAGUCCCCCGAAUAUGCUAAUGGUUUCAGCAGGAAUCAGAGCACUGAAAAUAUGAGACAUGGUUCUUGGUAUUUUUAUUUUUAAUAAAUGCAUUUAAUCUGUUCACAUUUGUUGUGAUUACUGUAUAAUUGCACUUAUUUCUGCCAUCUUUGUGUGUGUCGGGGGGCACUGAAUGGGGUUUUUUGAAUGCCAUUCUUUGUAUUUUCUUAUUUCUUGCCCUCUAUUGUCUAGAUAGUUUUUUAUCCUUUUUUUCUUUUUUAAAUUUCUCUGCUGGCUUGGAAGCAAUAACUUACAGUUUUCUUCUUUUAGUGGUUUCUCUUAAGUUUUUAGAAUAUAUAAAAUAUAAAGUUUAUCUGCCAUUGCUACAUAUUUGAAGACUUUGAGGCAAGGAAUUUUGGUGUCAUUUUUUACUCUCUCUGACUUAACCAUGGUUUUCACAUCUAUUCAAAGAGAAUAACAACUACUCAUCUUGUCUGUAAAAGCACCUUGUAAAUAGUAAAGGCAAGGUGUGGCCAUUUUUAUAAUUAGUGUAAUUGGUAUCACAUUUUUCCCCUACUCCCUGUCUUUGGAGUCAGAUCUGUUGAAGAUAGGGGGAUAGCAUGUUGGGAAAUGAAACACUAUAUAAUUUAAUGUUUCCACAUUUUUAGUUGUCUGCUACAUGUUGUUAGCAGUUCACGUAACAAAUUGUAGGGUGAUUUUUAGAGGUAAAUGGAUUGUGGCUUUGUUUUUUACUUUUAGAGUUGCAUAAAAUGAAAGGAAAAUGUGUUUAAUGGUAGUUACCGGUAGCUAGCUCAGCCAUUCACUGGAUUUUUCAGUUUCUUAACUCAGUUGUUUUUUUUAAUCCAGUGACAGUAUCCAGGAUGUAACUUGCCAUUUGGUAUUUCAAUACUUUUGUUUUUAUCCAUCUAAACUAAACUUGGUCUGGGUAUAAAAGUUUAUUAAACUUUGUAUUUCAAUUGCUUAUCACUAUUGUUUCAUGAUAUUGAGAGCCUGGGGAGUCUCAGUGUGAAGACGAUGCUUUUUAUCAGUUUUGUAAACCUUUUUUUUUUUAAAAUAAUAUAUUUAUUUUUGUUGUUGUUGAGAAUAUACACAGCAGAACAUAAACCAAUUCAGCAUUAGAAACCAUUUUAUUUAUCCUUCUCUCCUUCCUCCAGAAAAGCAAAAGCAAACUCUGCUUUGUCAGGUGGCCAGACUCAAAGAAAGAGGACAUAGCCUGACUUUGACCCUGGAUACAUAAAAUUAAAGGUUUUUCCCUCUCAUAUACUAUUUCCUCACAUUGCCACAUUUUUGACAACAAAAUGAAAAAUUUGUAUUCUUCUCUUUCUCCAUCCUCUAGUGCAUUCCCUGGAGUCUAACAAUGUUCAAUGCACACUUCUCAGGCAUAGGAAACAGUGGCAGCUAUGUAGUAAUCAGUCUCCCAAACCAAAAACAAUAUGAAACAACUUCCUAACCAUGAGGAUUCUACAAAAAACUACACACUUUGCAUUAUCUAGAGACAGAAUGCCAAGCUGCAAAAUAACUGAAUAAAUAGAAAACAAAACAAAUUCCAGUGCUCAGUUCCUCACAGUUCCACCUACCUCCACCCUGCUACAGAGCUUUGCUAUGAGCAAAGGCAGACCAAGAACAACUGCAGGGAGGACAUAAGGUGCCUGAGGGUGAUUUGGAGCAGCCACCAGAAAAAUUAAAUCCAGCCUAAAUUGUAAAAUGCCGGGAACAUGUCCAAGCCAAUCAAAGCAUAGAGUUCAGGGAAGAGAUUUUAAAGUGCAUGUGAUUUAAAGGGCCAGACACUAUAUAGGGCCAGGUGCACAUUUCAAGUGACAGGAUUUAAAGGGGUAAGUAUGAUUUAAAAGGAUAGGCACCAGUUAAUGUGGCAGUCUUCCAAAAUAGAGGAGAAAAAAGCAAAAGACAAGUAUUUUUUAGAAAUUGAUAAAGAAGAUGAUAAAAGGGAAAAUUUAGAGUCCUGUAAGACAAAAGAGGGAGCGGUGGUGGCACAGUGGUUAAGAACUUGGCUGCGAACCAGAAGAUCAGCAGUUCAAAUCUACCAGCUGCUCCCUGGAAAUACUAUGGGGCGGUUCUGCUCUCUCCUAUAGGGUUGCUAUGAGUCAAAAUUGACUCGAUGGCAAUGGGUUUUUGUUUUUGUUUUUUGUUUUAAGACAAAAGAGUAUUACAAAAUAGAAGACUCACAACUCCUCUCCCACCAAACAACCUAACAAACCAACCAACAAACAAAAAUCCACUCAAGAACCUGAACUUUACUAGAUGAACAGAAAAGGGCACUGUUAAGGUAGGAAUUUUAUAAAACACUCCAGCAUCAUUGAAUUGAACAAAAGGAAGGUCCAUAGAGAAAUUUUGGAGGAAAUCAGGAAAUGAAAAAACAUCACAAACAUCAAUAAAGGAAAUCUUCCCCUACAAAACAACCAAAAGAGAAGGGUAAGUUUACACUCUGAACAUAAUUAAGUACACCCAAACAAGCAUUUGAAGAUAUAAGAAAGCUCACUGAAUCAGAAGUGCAAAAUGGUCAGAAACAAGAAUAAAAAAGGAGUUGAUUGAACUCAAGAAAGAAAUGGAAGAAAAAGAUAAAAGAUCUCAGAAAUGAAGAAUAAAUUAAAAGUACCCAAGUAAAAACAGACUUUAAUGAAAAUUUAGUAAGGGACUUAAAGAAAGACAGAAAAAUAACCAGAGAAUGAAAAUGACAAAGAAAGAAGUAAAUCAGGUCCAAGAGAAAGUACUGGAAAUGAAAGUGUUUGUUUUUUAUCAGACUCCCGAAAGAAGAAAACAACAAUGGUACAGAGCUAAUAUUUAAAAUUGUAAUUUAAGAAAACUUUCUAGAAAUAGAAGACCUGAAUCCACACAUUGAGAGGGUUCACUGGGUACAUGGGAAAAUUAACCCAGAACAGUCAACUCUGACACAUAUCCUAGUAAAGCUAUUAGAUUUCAAAGAUAAAGACAAGAUCCUCAACACCUCUAGGCCAAAAGAUCAAAUUUUAAAAGGCAAAAUAUAUCUCCUCACUUACUGACAUGGUUAGAUUCCAAAGACCAGGUCGUUAUGGGAAAAUCAGCAUUAUGCAAAAAUGGAGGAUGACUACAUCAUCAUAUA